Molecule: messenger RNA, 1857 nt
Organism: Prunus armeniaca (apricot)
Lineage: Eukaryota; Viridiplantae; Streptophyta; Magnoliopsida; Rosales; Rosaceae
Source: the annotation of a GenBank genome assembly
AUGGUGAUUUGUGCUGAGCACAGGCCUUCACCAGGGUCCACGGGCACUACUAUUUCAACAGAUCAGAAUAAGGCAGUUACGAUAAGGAUUGUGGUUACAGUCAAGCUAACAGAUAGUAGCUUCAUCUCCAGCGGAAAAACCAUACUUUUGGGGCUUCUUAGCUCUGAACUUCACUCUAGGACGGGGUUGGAGAGGGAAACAAUCAAGGUGUAUGUGCAUCAAAAGAGCAAAAACGAUGGGGUAGUAGUAUAUGAGAAUAAUUUCACACUCCCAGCAGGUUUUGGAGAGGUUGGAGCAGUUGAGGUGGACACUGAACGCAAGGAAGAGAUUAAACACAAGAAGGAGAUUGAACACAAGGAGGAGAUCUUCAUCAAGAGCAUCGAGCUCGAAAACCUCCCGAAUGGCUGUGUUAAUGUUCCAUGCAACUCAUGGGUUCAUUUCAACUUUGACAACCCACAGAAGAGAAUUUUUUUCACCAACAAGUCUUACUUACCAUCAAAGACACCAAGUGGAUUGAAGAGGGUAAGAGAAUUGGAGCUGGAAAAUUUGCGUGGAAACGGACAGGGCCAAAGAAAUAAGUCCGAUAGGAUUUACGAUUAUGACACAUACAAUGAUCUUGGAGAUCCUGAUAGCAGCGAUGAAUUGGCUAGGCCUGUCCUAGGCGGCAUAGAACAACCAUAUCCCAGGCGCUGCAGAACAGGACGACCACACACCCAAACAGACCCAUUAUCAGAACAAAGAAGCAGCAGUGUGUAUGUACCGAGAGAUGAAGCGUUUGAAGAGGUGAAAGAAAAGACAUUCUCUGCAAACACCCUGAAAUCGGCGAUGCAUGCUUUGCUUCCUUCGAUUGAGACAGGAUUUGAUCCACAUGUAGGAUUCCCAUGCUUCACAACCAUUGAUUCACUGUUCAAUGAAGGAGUCACAUUCUCUAGGCCAAACACUGAUUGGUCUUCUGAGACAAUCUUUCCAAGGCUAGUCAAGACCUGCCUUGUUGACGGAAAGGAUCUUUUGCUCUUCGAGAAACCUGAAAUAUUCGAUCAUGUUCAUGAUAUUCUUUUCAGGAAAAGAAACAACCAGAUUGUGACAUCGCAAGCUCUUGAUUCAGCUAAUCUUUCUUUUGUAGGUGAUAGAUUUUCUUGGUUUAGAGAUGAAGAGUUUUCUCGUCAAACUCUGGCUGGUCUUAAUCCAUUUAGUAUAGAGCUUGUUACGGAAUGGCCAUUGAAAAGUAAACUUGCCCAAGAGAUUUAUGGUCCACCUGAAUCAUUGAUCACAACAGAACUAGUGGAGAAAGAGAUCAAAGAUUUCAUGACUGUCGAUGAGGCCUUGAAAACAAAGAAGAUGUUUAUCUUGGAUUACCAUGAUCUCUACAUGCCUUAUGUGAACAAAGUAAGGGACAUUGAAGGGACACCACUGUAUGGUUCUCGGACACUAUUCUUCCUCACUGAAGAUGGGACACUGAGGCCUGUUGCCAUUGAACUCACUCGACCACCGGUUGGUGACCAGUCGCAAUGGAAGCAAGUGUUCACCCCAACACCGGAUGCCACCGGUUGCUGGCUGUGGAGGCUUGCUAAAGCCCAUGUUUGUGCUCAUGAUGCUGGCUAUCAUCAGCUUGUCAACCACUGGCUGAGGACUCAUUGUGCUACAGAGCCAUACAUAAUUGCAGCUAAUCGACAAUUAAGUGCAAUGCAUCCUAUCUAUAGACUUCUGCAUCCUCAUUUUCGGUAUACAAUGAAAAUCAAUGCUUUUGCUAGACAAAGCCUCAUCAAUGCAGGUGGAAUCAUUGAGCGCUGCUUCUCACCUGGAAAAUACUCCAUUGAGCUCAGUUCUGCUGCUUAUCACCAGCUCUGGAAGCUUUGA